AUAUUUGUGGAGGCGCCAGUAGGAGUCUCUGGUCUCCAUAGUAACAUGGCUGCCUUCCAUAGAGGAGCCUCCAGCUAGCCUUACAUUCUUUGCCAAGAGCACUGAUUGUUUCCCCAAAAUCCGCCUUCCUCUCGCGUUUCUUGUGCUUCUAACAUCUACUGAUCCUCCAGCAGGACGGGUGAGAGAACUUUAGCAGACUUUAUCGAGCUUUUAAAGGUGAGAAGCGUCUUUUUUUACCUUUCUGGUCUAGGCUAGCUUCAAUGCUGUCAUCGCUGCUCCGGAAGUCGUGAGGAGGAAAAAGGCAAGAACGGAAUGAAAAAAGAUCAAGUGGAGCAAACGUCUGACCCCGAAGCCUUCCAGGACAGCAGGACACCGUGAAGACAUACUUUUCCCCCGACUUUGUGGAGCCCCGAUCGCCGUCUUUCGCCGAGCCAGACAUGGGCUUGCCGACGCUGGAGUUCAGCGACUCUUUCCUGGACAGCCCGGAGUUCCGAGAGAGGCUCCAGUGCCAUGAGAUCGAACUGGACCGAACCAACAGGUUUAUCAAAGACCUCAUUAAGGAUGGAAACAUGCUCAUAUCUGCACUCACAAGUCUUUCUCUGGCUGUGCAACGCUUCUCACAGUCCCUGCAGGAGUUCCAGUUCGAGUGCAUUGGAGACGCAGAGACCGAUGACGAGAUCAACAUUGCUCAGUCGCUGAAGGAGUUCUCUCAGCUGCUGAGCACCAUGGAGGAGGAGAGAAAGCGGCUGAUCCAAAACGCUGACGAUGUGUUGAUCUCGCCACUCGAGAGGUUUCGCAAGGAGCAGAUCGGCGCUGUCAAGGAGGGAAAGAAGCAGUUUGACAAGGAGACAGAGCGGUACUACUCAGUCUUGGACAAACACCUCAGCCUGUCCUCCAAGAAGAAGGAAUCACAGCUGCAGGAGGCUGAUUCGCAGAUGAGCAAAGACCGGCAGGUGUUCUACGACGCUUCGCUGCAGUAUGUCUUCAAGAUCCAAGAGGUUCAGGAGAGGAAGAAGUUUGAGUUUGUGGAGCCGUUGCUGGCCUUCCUGCAAGGCUUGCUGACCUUCUACCACGAAGGCUAUGAGCUGGCCAGCGAGUUUGAACCUUACAAGCAGCAGCUGCAGUUCAACCUGCAGAAUGCCCGAAACAACUUUGAAAGCACCCGUGCCGAAGUGGAGAGGCUAAUGAAGAGGAUCCGGUCUGCCGAGGAGGACUUUAAAGCCCCAGGCUGCUUCACCAUGGAGGGAUAUCUGUACAUACAAGAGAAACGUCCUCUGGGUAGCGUGUGGACCAGGUACUACUGUACAUAUGACAAGAGUUCUAAGAUGUUCACCAUGAGCAACACAGAGGCCCGGCCCACUGGCCGACAGAACGGCGUGCUGAACGGGGCGCCGGAGAUGUUCAAGCUUCGCUCGUGUGUCCGAAGGAAGACGGACUCCAUCGACAAACGUUUUUGCUUUGACAUCGAGGUGGUAGAGAGACAUGGCGUCAUCACCCUACAAGCGCUUUCUGAGGCCAACCGCCGCCUGUGGAUGGAAGCCAUGGACGGGAAAGAACCUAUCUACACUCUGCCGUCUCUGCUCAGCAAGAAAGAAGAGACGUUCCUCAAUGAGACAGGCUUCAGCUUCGUGAGGAACUGUAUCGAGCUGGUGGAAAGUAGAGGCCUCACCACUCUGGGCCUCUACCGGACCGGGGGAGUGAACUCCAAAGUGCAGCGCCUGAUGACAAGCGUGUUUGCAUCCACUUCUGCUUCGGGCACACGGCUGGACGCCGAUGCUUGGGACAACAAGACCAUCACUAGUGGCCUGAAGAACUAUUUUAGGUGCUUGGCAGAACCGGUCCUGACUUACAGGCUGCAUAAAGAUUUUAUCAAAGCUGCAAAGUACGAUGACCAGAAGCAUCGGGUGAGAGCCGUCCACACUCUCGUCCACAGACUACCGGAGAAGAACCGAGUCAUGCUGGACCUCUUGACCAGUCACCUCCUCAAGGUCUCCACCCACUGCGAUCAGAACCUGAUGACCGUGUCCAACCUGGGCAUGAUAUUCGGCCCCACCCUGAUGAGGUCGCAGGAGGAGACGGUGGCGGCCAUGAUGAACAUCAAGUUCCAGAACAUCGUGGUGGAGAUCAUCAUCGAGAACCACGAUAAGAUAUUUGGCGAGGCCCCGGACCUGUCGGUGCCGUUACCUCAAGCUCCAACUUCUCGAGCGACUCCUCGGAGGAGCAAAGCCAUCUGUCUGUCAUCGGGGAAGAGGAAGCCACGCCUCUACCCGCCUGCUCUUUGCCUGGCGGACAAUGACAGCGACACCUUCAGCAGCAGCCCGGGCACCACCCCCAUGGGCAGCCAGGAGUCUCUGUCCUCGCACUCGUCAGAGAAGAACGGCGUGUCGCAGGCGUCUCCCUCCUCUUCGCCUCCUCCCACUCAGCCAAGUCCCUCCUCUCAAUCGGAGCCUUCUCCUUCCUGCGCCUCCAAUGGAGAGGACGGCAAAUGGCCGAAAGAAGACGUAGCCGCCCCCAGCAAGCAGGCAUCGUCUGUGACUUCAUCCACGUCGUCGUUGCGCUCCGCAGCUGAGAGGACGGAUUCUACUAUCUCCUUGUCAUCUGCGAAGGGGUCCAGAUCUAUUUCAUCCUCAUCCACCGUCCACCUCUCCUCCUCAGAGUCUCCUCUCAGGGAGGGUCGUUCAGUCCAGAGAGUAUCUUCCGUUGUGUCCCUUAAAAGCACAGUGGACCCAAUGGAAGCUUCCACGAUGGGAAAAGACUCUUCACCUCCUCCCCAGCAGCACAGGACCACAUACAGGACGGCCUCCUCCUCCUCUUCCUCUUCCUCAUCCUUGUUCCCCUAUCAGCGGUCCACAUCGUCCUCCCUCACCUCCCUGCACAUCUCUGAAGAUUACAGAAGCUGUCACGGCUCCGUGCAGAGCUUGGCCUCGCUGGACCCACGGGAGGCCAAGCGCAAGAUCUCCCACAUCCGCAGAAGCUCUGACGUCAAGCACUCCAUGUCUAGCAAUGGCUACCAGAGGCCCGGAUCAAGCCUGUCAGUACGCGUUCAACAGCGGGACAGCUCAGUGUUCUCCUCUGCUUUGGACAUUUGUCCUUCCGGAAGGGAAGCAAAAGCUCUGUAUUCCUGCGAGGCAGAGCACAGCCACGAGCUCAGCUUUCCACAGGGGGCGCUGUUUUCAAACGUGCAUCCGUCCGUGGAACCAGGUUGGCUCCAGGCGACCUACAAAGGCAAGACGGGCCUCAUUCCGGAAAACUACAUUGUGUACACCUGAAUGACCUUGUGAUGUCAUCACACUGCUGACUGCCUUGAAGACUUCUCCUUUAGGAAAGUGCUAAUCUGUGUCAAACAGUGGCUUUUAUCAUGUAGCUCCAAUCACUGAACACUGUGUCUUGACUGAUACACCCACUGGCAACAACAAUAGGUACACCUGCACCGUCUCAUGUGCCACAUUCCCCACAUGAUCUUUGUAAAUGUAGAAUUUUUCAUACAGCUUUUGUAUUGCCUCCUAAUAGACAGUGCAGGUGUACACUGUUUACUGUAUUCCCCCCACAGCAAUAAUGUUGUUUUUUCAUGGAUUUUACUAAUUUAACUCUUUCUAAAGGUCAGUUGAACUGUCAGAGCUGAUCAAGUGGAAGUUACUGAGCUGAGGCUUCCUCCUGCUGCCACCAUCCCUUGUCUGCAUGUCCUAAUAAAGGACACAUCCUUGAUGUAUACAGCCUGUC
This is a messenger RNA of Doryrhamphus excisus (bluestripe pipefish), 3720 nucleotides long. RefSeq names its product rho GTPase-activating protein 42-like. Gene Ontology annotation, biological process: signal transduction. NCBI's taxonomy places the organism in Eukaryota, Metazoa, Chordata, Actinopteri, Syngnathiformes, Syngnathidae. Gene Ontology annotation, cellular component: cytoplasm. The record is from RefSeq and is a predicted model, not a curated record. Gene Ontology annotation, molecular function: GTPase activator activity; protein binding.